GGACGCCUGUCGGUGGGUCACAUGAUAUGACAAAGCAGUAGUUAGCGGCUUCCUUCCAGACGGCAACAGACUGCGAUUACUGACUCCUCCAAGAUGCUGGCCCUCAUUAACAGACUGUUAGACUGGUUCCGGUCGCUUUUUUGGAAAGAAGAGAUGGAGCUCACGUUAGUCGGACUUCAGUACUCUGGAAAAACCACAUUUGUCAACGUAAUUGCUUCGGGGCAGUUCAGUGAAGACAUGAUCCCCACAGUCGGUUUCAACAUGCGGAAAGUCACUAAAGGCAAUGUAACAAUAAAGAUAUGGGACAUAGGCGGACAGCCCCGCUUCAGGAGCAUGUGGGAGCGCUACUGUCGAGGAGUCAACGCUAUCGUUUACAUGGUGGAUGCAGCAGACAGAGAGAAAAUAGAAGGUUCCAGAAAUGAAUUGCACAACCUUUUAGAGAAACCACAACUACAAGGAAUUCCUGUUUUAGUCCUCGGUAACAAGCGGGACUUGCCCAACGCACUCGAUGAGAAGCAGCUCAUUGAAAAAAUGAACCUUUCUGCCAUUCAGGACCGGGAGAUCUGCUGCUACUCUGUGUCCUGCAAAGAGAAAGACAACAUAGAUAUCACACUGCAGUGGCUCAUCCAGCAUUCAAAGUCACGAAGAAGCUGAAAAUGCAAUCUGCCUGCCCCCCACCCAAACACCACCUCUGCCCUGUCGCAGCGCUGGCCUUGGCCCCCACAACACACCACACCCCAAGUUUUCCCUUCAGUCCGGGGUUCUCAACAGUCACCCUUUGCACUGCCUCUGUGAAGUAAUCCAGCUCUCUUUGCUCACUACCACCCCCUAGUACACUACCGUAGAUGUGUAUCUUCCUGUACAGCACUACCCCAUCCCCCACCACCAAUCCCCAUCUGACAGACCUUGUCAGGAAGUUUCUUCCUCUCAUUAAUGAUGUCCAGGAAGCUAAAGGUAUUACAGUGUGCUGUUCCCCCCACUCCCAUACAUCAACCGCCUACUCUGUUCCUCAUCAACAUUCACUGCUUACGCGGCAUUUAGUGAUUGUAUCUUUGAGCAGUUAUUUGCCAAAACGACAACGGUUGCUUCUGCCUAUUUCUUUUUGUCUUUUUUUUUUUUUUUUUUUUUUUUUAAAUCCAGAUCUUUUGCGACGUUGCAGAAACAUUCUUCAUUUGCUUGGCAUUUGGAAGCGUCUCCUACUCGGGUGUCUUAAAUUCAAGUUUACACAUAACUUUUAAAUCUCGUUAAAAGGUUAAGGGUUUUCGGUGUGCAAGAUUUCCCGAGCCAAAUUUUAAGUGCCUUUGACUGCGAAAAGUGUCCCAAUCAGACGGUUAGUAUCCCUGGAUGACUCCUAUCUUAACAGCACCUAUAGACAAUCUCGUUUGAAGCUCCCCAUAAAUCACGUAAGCGUGUCACAAUGUCUGACGACGAAGAACGGAGGACAAGAUGCUACUUUUCUCAUGCUUGCCGGGGCGUCCGAAAGCCUUUUUGAGUUAUGUCUGUAGCGUGGAAAGCUGGGAGAGAUUAUUGGGAGUGUUUUUACGCAAAGAGCUGGACCACGUCCAAUCAGAUGUCUCUCUCUCUCUCUCAAGGUGAGUUUUAUAUAUAGGGGUCGGGUAACAGAAAGCCAGUGUUACGGCGAGGUUAUCCCUUGUUUGAGUCACCUCUGUUCAAACGAAAUGUUUCUCAUUUACACAGGUUUGCUUUUUAUUAACAAGACUAAUCGGUCGAACCACUAUUGUCCUAGUUGAUGUAUCGCAAGCAGGUUUUUUUUUUCCCUCCUUAUGCUUAAAUCUCUGGAAUCAUGCCACUAUAGCCACACCCACAUCACUCUUAUUUUCUCUCAUGUAGUCCAUGCGUCGAUUGUCGGGACCACAGCAGCAGUGAGGGAGGGGGAGCUGAUCAUUUGCCUCAUCUUGCAGAAAGCUUUUUGUUACCUGUGAAAUAAAUAUAGCCCAUUUGCAUCAUUUGUACCUGCAUGUGCUGGGCUUGCUCACACUCAUUGGUAGACUUUGUAAAUAAGACGUUAGCAUUUUUAUUCAAAUAAAUGCUCCUGUAGAUGUCAUGCAUUAUCUCCCUGUGAUUGCCAAUAAAUUUUGUUUUUAUUUAUAAGGAUUUCCAACAUGUGCUGUCUUUUGUGAAAGCGUCAUUUUGCUGUUUCGCCACUAGAUGGCAGCCGAGGGCUUUGAAACGGAAAUGACGAGGCAAGCGGCCAUGAAGCUAAUAUAGAAUAUUUUUGAAAGUGAUUUUGAAGCAAAAUGAAAGCAGUCGCUGGAAGGGCGUGGUUUGUUUGCAGUUUUCAAGAUGAAGAGAGAAAAAAUACAGUUACAUGAAAAUUUUCUGUUGUAUCACUGAUGAAUUCUUCCACUUCCAUUUCUCAUUUUUGGUUAUAACUAUUCAUUGCAACACAUUAAACCAUGUUGUACCUGUAAUUUUUACUCGCUGUUCAAAUGCUGAAUGCUCUUUU
Molecule: messenger RNA, 2467 nt
Organism: Poecilia latipinna (sailfin molly)
Lineage: Eukaryota; Metazoa; Chordata; Actinopteri; Cyprinodontiformes; Poeciliidae
Product: ADP-ribosylation factor-like protein 8B
Exons: 7
Coding region: 94-654 (186 amino acids)
Biological process (GO): protein transport; anterograde axonal transport
Cellular component (GO): lysosomal membrane
Molecular function (GO): GTPase activity; GTP binding
Source: RefSeq, a predicted model, not a curated record